UGUCAUGUGGUCGGCCAAAAAAUAGGAACCUGUGAGAGUUUGAUGAGGACAGCAGUUUGAGCUGCGCUGCUUCUCACAGGAACUUCUGCAAUCAAACACAGUCCAGUCCAGUCUGAAACACACUUCAUAUCUAUAGACAUAACAAAUCCAGAAGUUUGAACAAAUGCGCUACACAUUUAAGCCGGAUGACUGUAUGGUCAUCACCAUCCCGCUGGGAAGCCUUCGAAAUGUUGGAGAUGGUCAGCUGAUGCCGGAGAAAUUCACCUGCGUCUUCAAAGAUGCUUACAAAGUUUUUCUCAGAGGACGGCCUAAGGAACUGGGGGUGGCUCAGUUCUUCAUCGGUGUGUUUAUUAUUUGUGUUGGCGUCCUCAUCCCACAUAGACAUUAUUCUCCUAUUUUAUUCUUCACCUUACCCAGCGCUCUGUUUAUUGUGGGAGGAGUUCUGACAUGUGCCGCUGGAAGUUCUCCCAUCAUGCCUGUGGUCAAGCUGUCGUUUAUAUUCAACAUUCUGAGUCUCUUCUGGGCUCUCAUUGGUCUGGUUUUCUGCACAAUGACACUGGGGGGCAUAAGAUAUUAUUCAGAGCCAGAGGAGCAUAACAUGUACAGCGGGCUGACGGUGGUGGUGUGCGUACUGCAUGGAGUGGAGUUGAUUCUGGCUCUUGUGUUGCUCUUCUGGGGCAGUAAAGCCGUGUGCAGACCUCAUUUCAAUACUCUGCCCUUGAUCACUAUCAAGCAGGACGAAUGAAAGGAUGUUUGUGAAUCUUAAGAAGAACAUUUCAGAAUGAACUCUUUGUUUUAUUACAUUUUCUUCAUGAGUUCAUUCAGCAGAGUGUUUCACUGGCAUUGAGCGGGUAGUGCCAAGCUCACGGGUUUAAUUCCCAGGGAAUGUGUGAAAUGAAUGUAUAGUUUGAACGUGCUGUAAAUGCACAAAUGUAUUUCUAUCUUUGUCAUUAUAUAAUGUGUAAUUCAAUUAAAAGUGCUUUAUCAUCUGUUUGUGUGAUACUGAAACUUUGCUCUUUUAAAAUGUACAUUUACUGUAUUUGUAUAUCGAGCAUUAUGAACAUUAAAAUCUAUAUCAGUGUUUAUCUGAGCCGCACACG
Triplophysa dalaica is the source of this 1100-nucleotide messenger RNA. Its product is annotated as B-lymphocyte antigen CD20. Lineage: Eukaryota; Metazoa; Chordata; Actinopteri; Cypriniformes; Nemacheilidae. The coding region runs from base 164 to 745 and encodes 193 amino acids. The record is from RefSeq and is a predicted model, not a curated record. The transcript is spliced from 8 exons. Gene Ontology annotation, cellular component: membrane.